CCUCAUCACCACUUUCGACAACCCACUUGUCCCCUUUUCUCAAGAUUGGAUCGGUUAGUAUCUUGCGUUCGACUUCCGCGAGCUCUUCUUGGGAACAGGCUGGUGCCGAAUGCAAAUUGGGAAGAGCGGACGCUGGGAGAUGGUCUGAGCGCUAAGCAGGGAACGGGGCUAGCGAGAGCGAGAUGGCUGCAUCGAGAGUAGUCGCACCUGGAUCGUCACUGGCAGGAGAUUCAAAGCUAUCCAUCAAUGGAGCGGAUCAUCUGCCAGUCGUCGAAACCUGCUCGGACCUAGGCGCCAGUCCAGCACUGUGUGGAGUCGGGCCACCUAGCCCCGGCCGCUGAUCGAGCAGGGUGUCGCUGGAUGACGACGGCAAGGGUGCGAGGAGUUGCAAAGCAAUCAGUCUUGAAGAGUCUUAGGGUGCUGACUAGGGAAUCGAAGUCAUUUAUUUCCGCGCACCUUUACUGACUCCAAAUGACUCUCGCCUUCUGACAGUCACAAUGGCUUCUCAGGCAACGCCCCGAGCUGGAUUUGGCAGGCGCAGCAAGCUGAACCCCUUGCUGAACAAGAAGCCCACCGACGUCAAGCCCAAGCCCAGGAACGCAAAGGCGGCAGCCACCGGCGAGGACAAGCCCACGACUGUCACUAAGCAGCUCAAGAAGGGAGGUUCUCGCACUGUUCCAUCCGACAAAGCCAGCCGCUACUAUCCCGCCGAGGAUGUGGCAGUGCCCAAAAAGAGCCGCAAGGCUCCCAAGCCUGCGGUUCUGCGCAGCAGCAUCACUCCUGGAACUGUCCUCAUCUUGCUCGCUGGACGCUUCCGCGGAAAGAGGGUCGUCUUCCUGCGACAAUUGCCCUCUGGUUUGCUCCUCGUCACUGGACCCUUCAAGGUCAACGGCGUUCCUCUGCGUCGCGUGAACCAGGCAUACGUCAUUGCGACCAGCACCAAGCUCGAGAUUGGCAACCUUUCUCUUGACGAGAGCGUCCUCGAUGAGAAGAAGUACUUCAAGAGCGAGAAGAGCUCCGGCGCCAAGCCCGAGGCGUCUUUCUUCACCGACCCCGCAAACAAGCAAAAGAUCUCGGAGAGCAAGGUCUCCAACCAAAAGUCAGUGGACAAGGCUAUUUUGGCGGCUAUCAAAUCUCAAGGACCUGCAUUGCGCAAGUACUUGUCCUCCACUUUUGGUCUCUCCAACGGAGACCGUCCCCACCUCAUGCGCUUCUAAGCGUAUGCCUUUGAGCUACACACAUGCUCUUUUGCAGAGUUGCACUCGACCGCAACGACGAGUCGCUCUAGCCUGUACGUCCAUGUCACUACGACCCACUCAUUGCACAAUCCAAGCCCAUUUCUUUCCCUGCUGUUCAACGUGCAUUCGGGAACCUCUGGCAGCGACAGCACUUGAACUUGAAUCACGUUGCGCAAGUCGUGUUCAAGCCGCUCAUCCCUCAGCUCGUAUGAGUGUUGAGCCAUUGGUCCCUCUUCUUUUGCCUGCACUUGGCCCUUUCCGCUCUGUACCAUCCCGAAACAUACACAAGCAACGCAUGAGAUUGGAGAGAUGAGGACGAA
Messenger RNA from Ceraceosorus guamensis, 1558 nucleotides. RefSeq lists its product as hypothetical. NCBI's taxonomy places the organism in Eukaryota, Fungi, Basidiomycota, Exobasidiomycetes, Ceraceosorales, Ceraceosoraceae. Gene Ontology annotation, molecular function: RNA binding; structural constituent of ribosome. The coding region runs from base 498 to 1217 and encodes 239 amino acids. Gene Ontology annotation, cellular component: ribosome; cytosolic large ribosomal subunit. The transcript has 2 exons. Gene Ontology annotation, biological process: cytoplasmic translation; ribosomal large subunit assembly. The record is from RefSeq and is a predicted model, not a curated record.